AUGCAGUGGAGGAAGUUUGCACGGCUGAAAACGACUGCUACUGGACAUUCGCGUACGCGGAGAAUGCUUUGUUGUGGCCGAAGAAAGGAAAAUGGAAGAUCAGUGCCUGACCUCACCGCUAGUCCGGGUCGUGCGCCGCCCGGACCCAUGCCCUCCCAUCAGGGCCAGCAGGGCAUGCAACAGCAGCAACAGCACCACCCCCAACAGCAGGGCGGCCAUAUGCAGCAGGGCCAGCGGGGCAUGGGCGGCGGACCGAAUAAGGAGCCAGUAUUACUACAGGGUGACUUCCGGAAGGUGUCUGGCAUUAGCUCGGAAAUCUUCCGCCAGAUCGAAGCGGUGGAGAAUGACCACGAUCCGAGCACGGCGGCCGCGCUGGAGGCGGUGGAGAGGCGUGGUGAAAUGAUAGUGCGCAUUCUGGAGCCCCGCUGCAUGGGCAGCCGGCAGGCCGUCGAGGCGGGCCAGAAGUUUCUCAACAAGGCUGAUGCCCGGCAUACGGUUCAGCUGGUGGAGAUCGUGAAACGACCCGGCCAAACACUCGGCUUGUACAUCCGCGAGGGAAACGGUGCGGACCGGUCCGAUGGGGUUUUCAUUUCCCGAAUAGCACUCGAGUCGGCCGUCUAUAACAGCGGCUGUCUGAGGGUAGGAGAUGAAAUUCUCGCCGUCAAUCUGGUGGACGUCACUCGGAUGUCACUGGACGAUGUGGUGAUUAUCAUGUCGAUUCCACGCCGACUGGUGCUAGCCAUUCGACAGCGUCGCGGUGCCCGAGGAGCCAACUCACCCGGACCGCAUCAGCUGUCCCGGCCCGAGCAGAAACCACCCCCGGUGGUGGUCAUCAAGCGUGACCUGCGGGACGACGAUCUAGACGACUCGGAUCGUGCACCACGCUCGUCACGAUCAUCCCGCGAACGGCGGACGGGGGAUGGCCGGGAAAUGACCGAGUCCCGUUCACGGCUGGGGCUAGGCCUAAACAAUUACAGCCCCCAGAGCGAGCAGCUCGACCUGUACUACAGCAGUCGCACAGGACAACCAGUAGAGACUCCCAGCUGGGGCUACAAACCACCGCCACCACCAUCCGUAAUCACUGAACAGCCAAAGGGUACCCACGGCUUCCAAACAUCGCACUCCUACUAUCAAAAUGCCGGAACACUGGAAAGUCUAGCUGAGAAGGUCCACUCCUUCUAUCCCAGCACCAAUCGACGGUUGUCGGCCGGUACUGGCGUCAGCAUGUCUCAAUCCCACCAACGGUUCCCACGCAGUGGUUCGGAUCAGCAUCUGCCAAGAGUAGAAUACGCCGAUUAUGCAUCGCUAGGACGCCACGCUCUGUUACGGUCUAGCCUGAAAUCUGACCUCGUACAGGCAGCUCCCAUAGCCGGCGGCACUCUCGGCCGUUACGGACGUUACGAACCUCCACCGUCAUCACGCACACCGAAAUAUGGUCCUUCGCCAUUGGGCGCAACCGGAUCCUUGCAGCGGCGUUCACGCCCAGCACUAGAUUACUCAAGCGAUACUGAAGCCACGAUUGGUCCUAGGCCUAGCUAUUACUAUUACAACCACCCAGCGAUGGCUGCCGCAAUGGGUCGGGGCAGUACACAAGCACUCGGUGGUGGCCCCGAGUACGCCAAAUUCAAUUCUUUACCACGCGAACGGCCCGGCUCUCGAAUGGGCCUUCGAAGUCGAAUCGGUGAACGUCUGCAAGACGAAGCUGAUGGAAAUUUAUCCGCUCCCGAGUACUCACUGCCCAUUCGAAGGGAUCCACGCGAUUUACGUCAGAGAAUAACCGCCAGCCCGUCGAUAUUCACUUCCGACGAAUACCGAGCGUGGCUGCGACGUGCUCCCAGCAGUUCAGCCAUAUGCGAACAGAUGCGGGCAUCUCGCGAUAUUCUGAAUCAACAACGGGCGCACCGCUUUUCUUGUUCAGCCGAAAAUAUACACGAUGUUCUGAAGAACACCGAGCAUAUCUACAGUAGCCGCACCGGUCUGACCGGCGGUACACUGGAUCGGCACAAUCUAACAGUCGGUGGCCCACGAAUGUCCUCACUGCCAGUACGAUCCAUGUCUUCACAGCACAUCGGACCGUCCUCCAUUCGAUCGCCAAGUGUUCGUCGCAUGCGACAGUUACUCGAAUUGACUCAGGGCGGCCCAGGUGGAAUACCUGGAUCGGCAAUGGCAGCACUUACCGGCCACCAAAGUCCGGCACCGACACCGAGCACAACACUGCCCAGAACUCAUCGACAAAUCGACAUCAAUCCGGCCGAGUACACCAAGUAUAAGCUAGAUAAGCCCGUUGUUGACGCCAUCGGAAUGUCCGGAAUGUUGUGGAUCCAUUUGCUGGCUGGCCGUGGAUUGCGGUCAAUGUCCGAUAACACGCCACAAGUUCAGCAACCACUCAUUCGUGAUUUGUACUGUGUGCUGGAGUGCGACAGGAUUCACAAGGCUCGAACAGUGGUCCGGUCCGGUGAUCUCCAGUUCGAUUGGGAUGAAUCGUUCGAGCUGGAUUUGGUUUGCAAUAAGCAGUUGGAUGUGCUGGUUUACUCGUGGGAUCCCCAGCACAGACACAAACUGUGCUAUCGUGGAGCACUGUCACUUACCACCUUGCUCCGACAAUCACCGAUUCAUCAGUUGGCGUUGAAAGUGGAACCACGGGGUACGAUCUAUCUGCGACUGCGACACACCGACCCGUUUCAGCUGUACCGUCGCCGUGGAUUGCCCAGUCUACGAGGCAGCGUUCCGGCGCUUUUCGGUGCAGACCUCGAAACCGUAGUGACACGUGAAUCAAAGGGCGCCCCCGGAAGCGCUCCAGUUCCUAUCAUUUUACGCCGCUGCGUAGAAGAAGUUGAACGACGUGGAUUGGAUAUCAUCGGCCUGUACCGGCUUUGCGGCUCAGCUACCAAGAAACGAUUGCUCAGGGAAGCUUUCGAGCGCAACAGUCGAGCGGUGGAAUUAACGCCAGAUCAUGUACCAGACAUUAACGUCAUUACCGGUGUCCUAAAAGACUACUUGCGGGAACUGCCCGAGCCGCUGUUCACCAAGUGUUUGUUCCAGAUGACGGUUGAUGCGCUAGGUAGUGUUUGCUUACCGGAUGAUCCAGAAGGUAAUGCUAAAUUAAUGCUUAGCAUUCUGGACUGUUUGCCCAGAGCAAAUCGGGCAACACUCGUUUUCCUGUUGGAUCAUCUAUCGCUGGUAGUUUCGGCCUCGGAACGAAACAAAAUGUCUGCCCAGGCUCUGGCUACUGUGAUGGGACCUCCGCUAAUGCUACACUCAUCCAGUGCCGGUCCGAACGAGGAGAUCGAUCACGCACAACCGAUCGCAGUGCUCAAAUAUUUACUGCAAAUUUGGCCACAACCGCAGCACACCACCACUAGCCACGUUGGUACUUCAGGUCGGCGCGGCGAGCCAGUAGAGCCGCGUGGAAACAAAGCCAGUGCGUUGCAAGUGGGCAAACCACCGGCGCCUCUCCCGUCCCUCCCGUCGGCCAGCAACCUGCUGCAUCAGCAUCAUCAGCAACAGCAACAUCAGUCACAUCUGGGCCCGCCGGUAUCAACCUCGCUGGUGGCGGGGACAGUGGGCCCUAUAUCGCGUUCUGCAACCAGCAGUCCAUCAACAGCCUCCUUCCAGCUCGGUCCGCGUCCGCUCUCAGCCACUCCCAGCAAUCUACAGUAUCAAUCAGUAGUGGCUCAGUUAGCUCAAUCCCAUCGAGUCUUGCAACAAGUGGGCCAACAGCACCAUCUAUCGGAGGGCUCAGCGGCCUCGGCGGAGCCCGGCCAAUCGCCACAUCACGCCACACCCUCCCCAAGCUCUAGUUCUACUUCGUCGGCGUCCGGAUCUGGAUCCGGCACGGACACCAUUAAACGUGGAGCUUCACCCGCCUCGGUUAAAUUUAAGGAAUCCAGCAGCAGCUACUCGCUUAAAUCCGACACCAGUCGCAUCCUGAACGGUAGCAACAAUCUAGUAAAAAAGUACGCCAGCAGCAAUAAUAACAACGGAUCCGAACCCGUUGCCAAUGGAGGCGCCGGGGCGCACUCUUACGAUCAUCAUCCGAUAACGUCUUCAUCGCUGCUUGGCAACGGAGGCGGCAACGGCAUUUUGCGUAAACGGGACGGCAACGGCGUUGGAUCCACAAUCCCUAGCAGCAGCAACAAUAAUGGACCAAAUAUCUCCUCAUCAUCCGAACUACAGUUUCCAUCCAGAAGUGUUCUUUUCACAUCGGACAGCCUGUCAUCAACGACAACGACAUCGCCGCAAUCACCCGCUGUGGCCAGCACAUCGUACGGCAAGGUUUCCAGCUCAACAUCCGCAGUACCGGCGGGCCCAACGUCCUCGCUGGACGUCGUAACGUUCAGUCUGGACGAAAAGAACAACCUCGUCGUGUCCCCGUCGCCCUCGUCUGCGUCGGAAUCCUCACAUCACUCGUCGAACUCAUCGCUACGGGAGCGGUCACCGCAGCCAUCACCCUCACCGCUGAAACGGCAGGAACCGAUCGAACGAGCCGACAGCACAGGCUCAACCAGUGGCGGUUUCAUGUCAUCACUGCGAAGCCAAACACUGGGCAGUUAUCAGUUUCCAUCGAGCAGCCUGAAACUACCGAGCCAACUCAGCACCGAUUCAGCAACCGGGGACGACGGAAGCACUUCGUCGUUACUACGCAAACUCACCUCGUCACUGUCAAGAACGAUCACGAGUAAUACGGGCACUUUACCAUUAUCAUUAGGUAGGCAAGGCGCGAGCAGUUCGCUAUAUCAGCAAGACUAUUCCGGCAGUAGCAGCAGCGGCAGCAGUAGUGGUAAGCCAACGAGUGCUUCUCUCAAUUAUACAAGCUCAGGUGGUACUGAUGCGAUCACCACAGCCGCAGCAGUCAGUAGUAUGAGUAUCUAUGGUACACUUCCGAAGAACUCUUCGAUUUAUUCGUACGGUGGAACGUCCACAAGUCUGCUUACGGGAACUUCCAGCUCGUACGGUAUCAGUGAUAGGUUACGGGCCCUAACUUCUGCCAGUGGGCAAACUGAACCAUCAUCUAGUGGGUUGGGAUCCAGUAUUACGGGAACUUCGACCGGUUCUUCUGGGGUUGAUAGUGGAGGCGGCUCCAGUUCGGCCGAUCUGGCCAGCACCAGUGGUUACGACUACGAAUCAUCCGCGUUUUCGACGUCUGGAUUAACUUCGUCAUACGGUACGACAGCUUCGUCCGUUUCCAUGACCACUUCGGCGACUUCUGGGCUUUCUUCGUCUUAUUUCAGUACCGGCAGCGGAACUAGUCCGUUCGCCGGCAUGGUGGGAAAUGGGUCCACUGAGAGUAGUGCUCCUCCGACGUACCGAGUGCAGUAUUCGUCGACGAAUCCAUUCCUACCGAGCUAUAAUCCUCCGAGCGACAAUGGUGGGUCCGUUCACGGUACGGUCACCGGCCGCAAUGGUGGACUUAAAUCAUCCGACGAAGAUGAUUCAUACGACAUCAAGUAA
This is a messenger RNA of Sabethes cyaneus, 5451 nucleotides long. RefSeq names its product rho GTPase-activating protein 100F (gene RhoGAP100F). The record is from RefSeq and is a predicted model, not a curated record. The transcript has 13 exons. Lineage: Eukaryota; Metazoa; Arthropoda; Insecta; Diptera; Culicidae. Gene Ontology annotation, biological process: signal transduction. Gene Ontology annotation, molecular function: protein binding. Bases 1 to 5451 code for a protein of 1816 amino acids.